This is a messenger RNA of Parathielavia appendiculata, 1458 nucleotides long. RefSeq lists its product as uncharacterized. Lineage: Eukaryota; Fungi; Ascomycota; Sordariomycetes; Sordariales; Chaetomiaceae. Gene Ontology annotation, biological process: regulation of transcription by RNA polymerase II. Gene Ontology annotation, molecular function: zinc ion binding; DNA-binding transcription factor activity, RNA polymerase II-specific. The transcript has 3 exons. The coding region runs from base 4 to 1458 and encodes 484 amino acids. The record is from RefSeq and is a predicted model, not a curated record.
AAUAUGACAGCAGGGUCGUCAUCUUUGAAAAAGAAAUCGAUCCGGCCUCACCGCAAAUCACGCACCGGCUGCAGCUUCUGCAAACGUCGCAAAGUCAAGUGCAACGAGGGGAAACCGUGCAGCAACUGCCGAAGCUUUGGUCUGCCCUGCGAUCUCGUCUCGGAUGCCGGGCGCGUCGAGUAUGGCACCGUCUCAGCACCACGACGUGGCCCAGGCCGGCCUCGGAAAGUCUGGACAGACACUCCAAACACACCACCACCAAUUUCGGGGGUCACAUCACCACAACGCAGGCCUCUAGCCGUGAACGUUGACUCAGCACAAGUCAACCUUGGGAACGCCGAGCUACUCCUCCACUUCAUCACAACCACAACCGAGACCUUUGCGGCGGGCCCAGACGACCCCGAUAUACUUCAAUUCUGGAAACGCAACGUGCCGCACAUAGGGCUGAGCCACGCCUUUGUCCUGCACCUGAUCCUCGCCACAGCGGCAUUCCACCUGGCCUAUCUGGCCAAAGAGGGCGACCAGGCGGCGACGAGCGACCCGCAAGCACCAUUGCCCCUCCGUCGGAGCCGAAGCGACUAUGUGGACCUCGCCCACCAGCACUUCACAGUUGGCUUGUCGGGCUUCUCGUCGCAGCUGUCGCAAGCAGGACCCGAGAACUGCGGCGCCUUGUACUUGGCCGCAGUCCUGACGAGUUAUUGCACGUUUGCCGCCGGUCCCACGAGCUGCCAUGACGUGCUCGUAUGCACCGUCCAUGAGCGGGGGAGACAAGAUACUACCCAGGACCCGUUUUCGAUUCCCCCCUUGUCCAUGCCUUUCAUCCAAGGAGUCAGGUUGAUGCGCCAGUGCUUUUCCCCGGAUGUGUUGUUUGCUGGGCUCAUGAAGCCCCUCGGGCCGGUUUCAGCGCCGCCGGGACUCCUAGAACAACCCGUGUAUGCGGGGGUCGGCUUCCCGCGACUAGACUGGGAGGACGCGCUGGACCGGCUGAGGGCCUUCAUCGCGAGUGCUCGCCCCAACAAGAACAACCAGGAAGAUGCAGCUGCUGCCUCCCUCCGAGCGCUCGACUGCCUUAUCGACAUCUACGAGGCCACGUACGGGCGACGCAGCGGUCUGGGCGACACGAUAACAUACCGCGGCUCGCAUGUGAACCAAUUCGUCUUUGGCUGGCUGUACCGCGUCGAGCCCGGUUUCGUGGCCUGCGUCAGAAAGGGCGAGUCACUCGCGCUGUUGGUUCUGGCGCACUACGCUGUGCUCCUGAACAUGGACGCGGUUCAAAAGGGAUGGUAUAUCGAGGGCUGGAAAGACCACAUCAUUGCGGUGGUUGAUGGCCUUGUUGGGGAUGGCGAGUUCAAGGAGUUUUUGAUGUGGCCGAUGGAAACACACUUCGCCGAACGGGGGAACCGGGAGCGCGGGGAGCUCUCAGGGUUGGAUUCGGUGGUUAAAACCGGAAGUUCAUAA